CACUGGCAUUCUAUUACUGGGACUGGUACUGACAUUGGUACUGGACCUCCCACCGGCAGCAGCUAUAUCAGACCGCCCACCCACGAUAGCGCGCGAUGUGGUUUUCGCGACCUUGCCAGAGCCAACCCACCCCAUCGUCAACAUGCCUACAUAUCCUCUCCAGAUAACAUGUUUGGCGGUGAUCUGUGGCACGCCCAUGCUGGCCGCCAUGUUUGUUGGCCUCAGAUUAUACACGAGACGGAAAUUGAACUUGCGACUUGGGUUGGAUGACUGGCUGAUCGUUCUCCCUCUGCUACUUUCAAUAGCCUUGAUAGGCCCCUCAUAUCGACAUGUCAAGAUGUGGCAUGUCGGCGUGCACAUAUGGGAAGUUCCUGUGACGGAGAUUGAGCCAGACUACAAGGAGUGGUAUGCCGUGAACAUGGCGUUCAAUCUUCUAAACAUCCCAAUACUUCCUCUAGUCAAAGCCUCCAUCAUCUUCCUCCUUCUUCGAGCCGGAUCAGUCAUCGAAUGGCUCAAGAAAGCCCUCUAUGCUAUCCUUAUUUUCACCGUCGGAAGCGCCCUCAUUCCAUGGUUCCUAUACAUCUUCACCUGCCCGCCAAAGACAGGUAACACCUGGGAGCCACGCACGUUUGGAGACCUGCACUGUAUGGGGAGGCAUCGCAUGGGCGAAAUGCUCAUUUGGGUCACUUGCGCCAACUUGCUCACCGACCUACUCAUUUUCCCCAUUCCCUUCAUAAUCGUUCGAAGGAUGAUGAGCGCUCGUUUGCGGUCGCGAUUGGUGGUUCUCGCCGUUUUCACAUCCAGCCUAGCUGUAACUGCGAUCGGCGCCGCCAAAAUCUACCUCUCUUAUCGUGACCGACUCUACAGUCUAUUCAACCCGGAUUGGACGUACCCAAUCGACUACUGCAUCAGCCAUAUCGAGAACAAUGUAGCUAUCAUUGUCGCAAAUGUACCCAUUCUCCGUGGCCUGGUGACCCGCUGGGUGUUCAACUUCAAGACCAAAGCGACCCCCAUCGAGCGGGAGUUUCGCAGCGAUUUCCAAUGGAACUCCUCGUCGAAUUCGUCGACUCUCACGCGUGUCGCUCGCAGGAAUCGCAUCGCCCAGAAGAUCAUGCCAUGCAUCCAGGAAGACUUCUCCUCCUCACUGGACCUGGACCACACACGCACAAAGGGCAUGGAGCCCGAGUACCCACCGAAAAUCGUCACAAAUGACUAUCGCAAAAAUCGCAACUACAAGCCUAGAAGAUCAAGAAGAAAUAGCCCCGAGCGAAGUUAUGCGACGGCCAACCGCUGCGAGAAGGGCGACAUGCUAGAGACCGUUCGCAGCAUUGGGAGCCUGGGGUCGGCCCCAACGCUCGUGGAGAGUCGAGAGGUGGACUGGACGAAGAGUGGGGAUUUCGGCAGCCCGAUGUCGAGUCCUAGGCGGUUCUCGAGUCCGCCCAUGAGCCCGAUAAGUCCGUUGUCGCCUUGCAGGUUACGAGGCAUUGAGGAUGAAGACGACGAGAUAUACCCCUAUUCGCGAAAGUGAUACCAUAUUGAUGUC
This is a messenger RNA of Aaosphaeria arxii CBS 175.79, 1543 nucleotides long. RefSeq lists its product as uncharacterized. The transcript has 5 exons. Bases 143 to 1528 code for a protein of 461 amino acids. Lineage: Eukaryota; Fungi; Ascomycota; Dothideomycetes; Pleosporales. The record is from RefSeq and is a predicted model, not a curated record.